Microthlaspi erraticum is the source of this 915-nucleotide messenger RNA. The record is from the annotation of a GenBank genome assembly. Lineage: Eukaryota; Viridiplantae; Streptophyta; Magnoliopsida; Brassicales; Brassicaceae.
AUGGAUAGGAUAAGUCUGUUGCCUGAUGAGCUGCUCUUGAGAAUACUGUCGCUACUGCCUACUACGAAAGAUGUUGUGGCCACUAUGGUUUUGUCUCAACGAUGGCUGCCUCUUUGGAAGUUAAUGCCAAAACUUGUCUACGACGAUAGCUAUCAAAACAUUGAGUAUGGAAAGUUUUCUCGCUUUGUGGACAGGUCUUUGAUUCUGCACGAGGCACCAGUAGACACUUUGCAUUUCAAACUUGUUCAAAACUCUAGUGCUGCUGAUGUUGGUAUAUGGACUGCAAUUGCGGUUAAACGCUGCGUGCGUGAACUGAUAUCGAAUCUUCUCCCAGUACAACUCCAGUCACGCUUCCAAGGAGCUUGUACACAGGGUGUGCAGCCUUGUGACCUUGAAACUAAAGAGUGUGACUCUUGUGGAUGUUUCUUCCUUGCCUUCUUUCCCGACCCUAAAAGCAUUGGCCUUAUAUGUGUGAAGUACCCUGGUGAUGAAUUUGUCAAGAGGCUUUUAUCCAAUUGUCAUGUUCUUCAAUAUCUGAGGAGGUGUAUCCUACUGUCUUCCACAUCUUGUAGUUUUAAAGCUAUGCACAUGUCAGGCAGAGUGGUUGAAUCUACUUCUGUGUAUGCUCAGAGUGCCAUAAACCUCAUUCCGGCUGCCAAGCCACGUCCUUGUUGGAAAGAACCAAGUUCGGUCCCUGGGUGUUUUUCAUCGAGUCUUAAAACUCUGACAUGGGCAAACUAUGAAGGAAGAGAAGAAGAGAAACAAGUGGCAGCAUUCAUCUUAAGAAGUGCAAGUUUUUUAAAGAAGGCGACUAUCUCCUCCAAAGCAACCGACCCCAAGGAGAAACUAGAGAUGAUCAAGGAAUUGUCAUCCUCACCCAGGCGCUCACCUACAUGUCAGCUCAUAUUUGUCUGA